AGCACGUGUAGUGUUUGCGCGUAUGUGAUUGUGCCACUGCUAGAAAAAAAAAACAAAAAAACAACGAAAAUAUCCGUACCUGUACAUACUAUCCAUUCACGUCCGUUCAUCCAAACAUUAUCAACUGCGACGGUGAAGCCCAGCAACCGAAGAAGAAGAAGAAGAAAGAACUUCGGUAGACGAAAUGGGUUACGCUAUGAGCAGACUGGAGACUGAAUCUGAACUCUGUGAUGGUGGCAAGACCAUUCCUGAGGCUGGUAGCAGCAAGAGAGCCAGCAAUUGGUUGAAUAACUUAGACCAUGAAAUUGCUCAGGUUACGAAGUUGAAAUCUAGUCCGCAUAAACAGCUGGCCGAACUUGUUCCCGGCAUGCAUAAGUCAUCUGUUUCCACUGUUAAGAUGUUGGUUGGUCGAGAAGCUAAUUAUUCAGCAAGGGGAAGAUUCUCUGCAGCUGAUCGUUGUCACAUGCUUAGCAGAUAUUUGCCUGUCAAUGGACCUUGGCUUGUUGACCAGAUGAGUACCCGAGCCUAUGUCUCGCAGUUUUCAGCUGAUGGCUCUCUAUUUGUUGCUGGGUUUCAGGGAAGCUAUAUUAGAAUAUACAAUGUGGAGAAGGGGUGGAAAGUUCAGAAGAACAUUCUUGCCAAAAGUUUGCGUUGGACUGUUACCGAUACAUCUCUUUCCCCAGAUCAGCGCCAUCUCGUUUAUGCAAGCAUGUCACCUAUUGUCCAUAUUGUUGAUGCUGGGUCUGCCGAAACAGAGUCGCUUGCAAACGUUACGGAGUUUCAUGACGGAUUGGACUUUUCUUCUGGUGAUGGGGGCUAUUCUUUUGGAAUCUUCUCUGUGAAAUUUUCCACUGAUGGGCGAGAACUUGUUGCAGGAAGUAAUGAUGACUCCAUAUAUGUCUACGACCUUGAACAAAAUAAGCUCUCCCUCAGAAUUUUGGCACACACGUCUGAUGUUAACACUGUAUGUUUUGCUGAUGAAAGUGGCCACCUUAUCUUUUCUGGGAGUGAUGAUAAUCUUUGCAAGGUGUGGGAUAGACGCUGCUUUAUUGCAAAAGGGAAGCCAGCUGGAGUCCUAACAGGACACUUAGAAGGCAUAACAUUUAUUGACAGCCAUGGAGAUGGUCGGUAUUUUAUCUCAAAUGGUAAAGAUCAGACUAUCAAACUUUGGGAUAUUCGGAAAAUGGCCCCUAAUGCUACUAGCUAUUCAGGGCUUAGGAAUUAUGAAUGGGACUACAGGUGGAUGGACUACCCAUAUGAGGCAAGAGAUUUGAAACACCCCUGCGAUCAAUCAGUAGCCACAUAUAAAGGUCAUUCGGUUCUGCGCACUCUUAUCCGCUGCUACUUUUCUCCUGUAUAUAGUACUGGCCAGAAGUACAUCUACACUGGAUCUCAUGAUUCUUGUGUUUAUAUUUAUGACUUGGUGACUGGAGAACUAGUUUCAUUACUACAACAUCAUAAAUCACCUGUAAGAGAUUGUAGUUGGCACCCAUAUUAUCCCAUGCUCGUCAGCUCUUCUUGGGACGGAGAUGUCGUAAAAUGGGAGUUUCCUGGCAAUGGAGAAGCUCCAGUCCCUUCAACCAAGAAGAGAAUUCGAAGGAGACAAUUUGAUUGAAAGCACACAAUAACUGCAGUAAAUUCCACCAAUCCAAUUAUAUAUAUAUAUAUAUAUAUAUAUAUAUAUAUAUAUAUAUAUAUAUAUAUAUAUAUAUAGAGAGAGAGAGAGAGAGAGAGAGAGAGAGAGAGUAAUGCUAUCUUAGCAAGAUCUUUUUCCCAAAUUCACUUCCCAAAAAAUUUCAACCAUCGGAUUUAUGUGAUUAACUAGUGUGAUCGACUUGCAUGAACUCUCAUUGGAUGCUUGAAAUCUUUCGGGAAGUGAAAUUUGGAAAGAAUAUUUGAUAAGAUUGGCAUUAUGUGUGAGUGGAUACCGGAUUUCUUCUUUUUCAUGUUCAAAUUGAUGUAAAUUAGCAUGUAUUAUGAUUUCUUGAUCAUAUUACAUCCACAAUAUUAGAUUGUACAUAAAUAACCACCAGUGCGGGGGUUUAGAUUUUUGACCCUCACGCAUUUUAUGAA
Populus trichocarpa (black cottonwood) is the source of this 2073-nucleotide messenger RNA. Its product is annotated as LEC14B protein. Bases 185 to 1615 code for a protein of 476 amino acids. The record is from RefSeq and is a predicted model, not a curated record. Lineage: Eukaryota; Viridiplantae; Streptophyta; Magnoliopsida; Malpighiales; Salicaceae. The transcript is spliced from 10 exons. Gene Ontology annotation, biological process: proteasome-mediated ubiquitin-dependent protein catabolic process. Gene Ontology annotation, cellular component: Cul4-RING E3 ubiquitin ligase complex. Gene Ontology annotation, molecular function: protein binding.